This is a messenger RNA of Dioszegia hungarica, 1443 nucleotides long. RefSeq names its product putative arginine biosynthesis-related protein. Gene Ontology annotation, biological process: L-ornithine biosynthetic process; L-arginine biosynthetic process. The transcript is spliced from 6 exons. Gene Ontology annotation, molecular function: L-glutamate N-acetyltransferase activity, acting on acetyl-L-ornithine as donor; L-glutamate N-acetyltransferase activity, acting on acetyl-CoA as donor. Bases 1 to 1443 code for a protein of 480 amino acids. Gene Ontology annotation, cellular component: mitochondrial matrix. The record is from RefSeq and is a predicted model, not a curated record. NCBI's taxonomy places the organism in Eukaryota, Fungi, Basidiomycota, Tremellomycetes, Tremellales, Bulleribasidiaceae.
AUGCCGCCCUUACCCACUAGUACAGCGGGCCGAGCUCUCCCAGCUCUGGCCCGAGCCCUACACUCGACCGCUUCAGCAUCCAAUACCUCCGCCAAGCCUCUCCCGGACAAGUCACACCACGUCCUCUCCCUCUCGGCCGACUCGUUCCCGCAUGGCUUCGCCUGUGCCUCGACCCACUCGGGCAUCAAAAAGAAGUCGGGCGCAUUGGAUCUAGGUAUCCUCGUCUCCACAUCUUCACACCCCUGUGCGGCCGCAGCUUGCGUUACGCGAAACGUCUUCAAAGCCGCUCCCGUCACAGUCACCUCGGACCUUCUCUCCACCGCAGUGGGUCGGGCGCGGGGCUUCGUCGUUAACUCGGGCUGUGCCAAUGCCGUCACUGGAAAGAAGGGGCUGGAGGACGCUUGGUCCAUGUCCAAGACGGUCACUCAGCUUCUGCCCCGCGCGCCUCCACCCGCGGCCGGAGCAGGCGAGUCAGGCACGCUCGUCAUGUCUACCGGAGUCAUCGGGCAGCAUCUCCCCAUCGACAAAAUCACCUCUUCCAUCCCCUCCCUCACCUCCAACCUCGCUUCCACACCAGAAGCAUGGCUGGAUCUCGCCAAGGCGUUCAUGACGACUGAUACGUUCCCCAAACUCCGCACCCGGUCGUUCGCGCUCGGGAACACCACCGUCCGUAUGGCCGGGAUCGACAAGGGCGCGGGCAUGAUUGCGCCCAACAUGGGUCCGCCUCCACCGCCGCACGCGACCCUCUUGGGCAUCAUUGCUACAGACGCGGCCAUUGAGCCUGCGGCGCUUCAAAGCGCGCUGCAGUACGCGGUGGACCGGUCAUUCAACAGCAUCACGGUUGACGGGGACAUGUCGACCAAUGACUCGAUCAUCUGUCUUGCAAACGGCGCGGCGGUGCCUGAGGGACAAGAGGUGCAGGAGAUCAAGGAAGGAAGCCCGGAAUACGCGACCUUCAAGGAGGAAUUGCGAGGGUUCGCAGAGGAGUUGGCAAAGCUGGUUGUCAGGGAUGGGGAGGGUGCUACCAAGUUUGUUACUGUCCGCGUCACGGGAGCUCCCAGCUUCGACGUAGCAAACGCCGUCGCUCGAUCCGUAGCCUCCAGCUCUCUGGUCAAGUGCGCAAUGUACGGAGAAGACGCUAACUGGGGCCGUAUCCUCUGUGCUGUUGGCUACACCGCCGUCCCAGAAGGAACCAUCUCCCCCUCCAAAGUAACAGUCUCCUUCGUUCCCUCCUCUUCAGCCGCAAACGACACCCCUCUCCGCCUACUCACCAACGGCGAGCCCGAGGCGAACAUCAAUGAAGCGCGGGCAAGCGAGAUAUUGGCAGAGGAGGAUCUGGAGGUCGUGGUCGAUCUUGGUGUGGAAGGAGGCGAGGUGGCGCGGGUGUGGACGUGCGAUUUCUCACAUGAGUACGUGACAAUCAACGGAAGUUACCGGAGCUAG